Carassius carassius (crucian carp) is the source of this 4981-nucleotide messenger RNA. RefSeq names its product epidermal growth factor receptor-like. Bases 155 to 3673 code for a protein of 1172 amino acids. Gene Ontology annotation, cellular component: basal plasma membrane; signaling receptor complex. The record is from RefSeq and is a predicted model, not a curated record. Gene Ontology annotation, molecular function: epidermal growth factor binding; epidermal growth factor receptor activity; ATP binding. Gene Ontology annotation, biological process: cell differentiation; cell surface receptor protein tyrosine kinase signaling pathway; multicellular organism development. The transcript has 27 exons. NCBI's taxonomy places the organism in Eukaryota, Metazoa, Chordata, Actinopteri, Cypriniformes, Cyprinidae.
GUCGCGUUCAGUAAAGGUGAGCUGCGUCACGUCAAAGAGAAGCGCUCAGACACGUUGCGUGAGCUAAACGGAACCUGCCUCUGGAAAACUAUUUAACUUUUGAGCUAAAUAUUGUUCAUUUGCGGGAACAUCUUACCAAGAAUAAUGCUUUAAAAUGAUUCCACUGUUAAACAUGAAGCUAAUUCUGUUCCGUGAAUUGGGAAUCGUCUGUCUUCUGCUGACAAGCGCGGUGUGGUGCUCCGUUUCUGAGAGGAAAGUAUGUCAGGGAACCAAUAAUAAGCUGACUAUGCUGGCACAGCCAGACGAUCACUACAGAUCCAUGGUGCGGAUGUACAGUAACUGCACAGUUGUGCUGGAGAACCUGGAGAUAACCAAUGUUCAGGAGUACCACGACCUCUCCUUCCUCAGAAGCAUUGAAGAAGUUGGUGGCUACGUGCUUAUAGGAAUAAACCAUGUGGAUGUGAUACCCCUGGAAAACCUGCGCCUCAUUCGUGGACAUUCUCUCUUCGAUGGCAAGUACGGCCUUGCUGUGGUGGCAAACUUCCAAAGGAAUGAGUCUUUAGAGAACAACAGCAUCACCAGCGGCCUCCGAGAGCUGCAUAUGAGAAGCCUCGCAGAAAUUCUCAAAGGUGGAGUUAAAAUAGCCCAUAAUCCUUUGCUUUGCAAUGUGGAGACCAUACAGUGGUUGGACAUCGUGCAGGAUGCCAGAGAUGUGACUGUGUUGAGAGGGAGUGACCCUCAGUGUAGACGAUGUGACUCGGGGUGCUAUAAUGGCUCGUGUUGGGCUCCAGGACCAGAGAACUGCCAGAUCUUGACUCGGUUGAACUGUGCCGAGCAGUGCUCACGAAGGUGUAAGGGUCCCAAACCCAUCGACUGCUGCAGUAAACAUUGCGCUGCAGGCUGCACUGGACCCCAAACAACAGACUGUCUGGCCUGCAGAGACUUCCAGGACGAUGGGAAGUGCAAGGAUGCAUGUCCACGUCUUAUGCUGUAUGACCCCAACACUCAUCAACUUGUUCCCAAUCCUGACGGGAAGUAUAACUUUGGAGCCACCUGUGUGAAGAAGUGCCCUUAUAACUUUGUGGCGACCGAUCAAGACGCCUGCGUCCGAACCUGCAGCAGUAACAUGCAUGAAGUGGAGGAGAACGGAAUAAGAAAGUGCAAACAAUGUGACGGCUUGUGCCCGAAAGUCUGUGAUGGUCUUGGGACGGGGGCACUUGUUAAAACCAUCGCAGUCAGUGCAACCAACAUCGAUUCAUUUAUCAACUGCACCAAAAUAAAUGGGCACAUUACAAUAAUGCAGAUGACUUUUCAAGGGGAUAUUUUUACAAAUACUCCCAGCAUGGACCCUGUGAAACUUGAUUAUUUCAAAACAGUGAAGGAAAUUUCAGGGUUUCUGUUAAUCCAAGACUGGCCUGAACACCUCAAUUCCCUCAGUCCCUUUGAGAACCUAGAGAUCAUCAGAGGAAGAACUAAACAACAAGGAACCUUCAGUUUUGCCGCCUUGAACAUACCACACCUGGAUCAUCUCGGCCUGCAUUCGCUGAAGGAGAUCAGUGAUGGUGAUGUGGUGAUCAAGAACAACCCCCGUCUAUGUUACGUUGAAGGAAGCUACUGGCAUAAGCUGUUCAGAUCAAAGAACCAGCGCAUACGAACUGGAAACAACGCAGCAAUGCACAGCUGUGAGCAGCAGAACAGCACUUGUGAUAGUAUGUGUGGAGAGGAAGGCUGCUGGGGUCCGGGGCCGUCCAUGUGCGUCUCCUGCCAGCAUUUCAGCCGUAGGGGGCGCUGUGUCAGUCACUGCAACGUGCUGGAUGGAGACCCCCGCGAGUUUGUGUCAGAGAACAUGUGUUUGGAAUGUGACCUUGAAUGCAAGAUCAUUAAUAAGACACCAAGCUGCCAUGGGCCGGGAGCUGAUCAGUGUACUGAGUGUGCUCACUUCAAAGAUGGGAUGCAGUGCGUGGCACAGUGUGCCCAAGGUGUGCAAGGCCUUUAUAACAGGCUUGUCUGGACAUACCCAGACAAAAAUGGACAGUGUCAGCCAUGCCAUGCUAACUGCACGCAAGGGUGCAAUGGACCAGGACUGGAAGGUUGUGAACUGAAAGGAUCUCACAUGCCUGUAGUGGCGGCUGGUCUUGUUGGAGGCAUGCUACUGAUUAUGGUCCUCCUCCUUUUCAUCUUCGUCAUUUUCCGCAGACGAUACAUCCGUCGAAAGAGGACCCUACGGCGCCUGCUUCAGGAGAGAGAGUUGGUCCAACCGCUGACUCCUAGAGGGGAAGCACCCAACCAGGCUCUCCUUCGCAUCCUAAAGGAAACAGAACUGAAGAAAAUAAAAGUCCUUGGGUCUGGAGCAUUUGGCACUGUCUUUAAGGGUUUGUGGAUCCCAGAGGGUGAGGAUGUGAAAGUUCCUGUUGCUAUCAAAGUUCUGAGAGAGGUUGCAUCUCCCAGAGCCAACAAAGAGAUCUUAGAUGAGGCUUAUGUGAUGGCCGGUGUGGAUCAUCCUCACGUGUGUCGUCUGUUGGGAAUAUGCCUCACAUCCAGUAUCCAACUCAUAACCCAGCUCAUGCCUUUCGGCUCCCUGCUGGAAUACGUACAGGAGAAUAAAGACAAUAUCUUCUCACAGACUCUGUUAAACUGGUGUGUGCAGAUUGCCAAAGGAAUGCACUUCUUGGAGGAGCAUCACCUGGUUCAUCGUGAUUUAGCGGCCAGGAAUGUGCUGGUGAAGACUCCUAACCAUGUGAAGAUCACUGACUUUGGCCUGGCCAGACUGCUGGGUGCAGAGGAGAAGGAACACCAUGCUGAUGGAGGGAAAGUGCCUAUAAAGUGGAUGGCACUAGAGUCAAUCCGUCACUGGACUUACACUCAUCAAAGUGAUGUUUGGAGUUACGGGGUCACUGUGUGGGAGAUGAUGACAUUUGGAUCCAAACCAUACGACGGAAUCCCAGCCAGAGAGAUUGCAGAUAUUCUGGAGAAAGGAGAGCGUUUGCCACAGCCGUCCAUCUGCACUAUAGAUGUAUAUAUGAUCAUGGUCAAAUGUUGGAUGAUUGACGCUGACAGCAGACCUCACUUCCGUGAACUUGUAGCAGAGUUUUCAAAAAUGGCCCGAGAUCCAUCCCGCUACCUUGUCAUUCAGGGAGAUGAUCACAUGCACCAGCUCAGCCCGACGGAUUCGAAGUUCUGCAUGUCGUGGAUCAGUACAGAAGAUAUGGUUGGUGUAGUAGAUGCGGAGGAAUACCUGCUACCCAACAAACGAUUCUUCAACCAAUCACAGCCUCCACCGAUGCCUCAGUAUCACAACACAGAAGACAACUACACGAAUGGUGUGAUGUUGCCCUACAUUACAGUCCCCACACUUAAAGACCUCAUGCUGCCAGAGUACAUUAACCAGGAUGUAACCGCCACAAGCAAUAUGAUAAACCCAAGCUACAAUGGUCCGGCCCGUGGACAGACAGAAAUCGGAUAUAUAGACACGUACGGAUGUAAACCUGACGGGCCGGAGUACCUGAACACGUCCUGUGCUACUCUACCUCGCUCCCCAUGUGCCACCCUGGAUAACCCAGACUACCAGCAGAACUUCCUGCCCUCGUCCACCACUGAUGUUGUUUUCUUCCCUGCAGAGGAGAACUUGCACUACCUGGGGCUCAGCAAAGCCAUGCAGUCUCACAUACGUUAGAUCAACGGUAUGAAAGUAUGAACUGCACUGCUUGAACUUCUUAGUGAACGUGUUGAUAUUGCAGCUACGUUGAGAACAGUGAGGACGUCAGGUCUGGAUAUGCUUGAAGGCGAAUGCCGUAAUGAUCUGGUUAUAAAGGAGGUGUGAGACAUCACGCUGAGAGUAAUGUGUUGAAUGUCAAGCUACAGUAGAGCACAUUUCAGUAUUUCUGUAUAUUAUGGGUAAUAGUUAAUGCUUUUGAUGAAUGUUGUCAUCUGAUGUAGCUCUGAUGUAGCUUAAUUUAUUGAUCCAAAACAUAAUUGAGGUAUUAAGUUAAACUUUCAUCAUUUUUACACCGAUUUAGUGUAAAGUAUUUUAGUAUAAACCUCUAGGAAAAUUGUGACAGAAACGCCACUUGCGACCCCAAUGUUACUCCUGCGAUAUACAGCGUUCAAAACGUUUAUUCAUUGUUAUUAUAAAUUAUUAUUUAUUGUGUUAGUUGCUACUUUUUCUCCCACACUUUUGGAAUUUUUUUCCUCCUAAUUCUGAGUUUGUAUCUCAUGAUGUAGACUUUUUUUUCUUCUUCUCGGAAUCGUGAGGCUAUAAACUAUAAACAUCUCCAAGUUUACAUCUUGCAUUUGAGUUUAUAUCUCACAAUUCUGACGUUUCUCUAAAUCCCGGGUUUACAUCUCACGUUUUUAUUUUAUUUUUUAUAAGAAUUGGAAAUGUUUCUUGAGCAGCAAAUUAGCAUAUUAGAAUGAUUUCUGAAGGAUCGUGAAACUCUAAAGACUGGAGUAAUAAUACAAAACAAAUUCAGCUUUGCAUCACAGGAAUAAAUUACAGUUUAAAAUAUUUUUAAAUAGUGAACUAUUAUUUUAAAUUGUAAUACUAUUUCACAAUAUUACAAUUUUUACUGUAUUGUUAAUCAAAUAAAUGCAGCCUUAGUGAGCAUAAGAGAAUUAGUUCGAAAACAUUAAAAUAAUCAUACUGACCCCAAACUUUUGAACAGUAGUGUAAUUAGGAAUGAAAUAAAACAAUAAAAUAAUUUUGUUACAUACCAGAAUGGAGAAGGCUAGAAGGGAGGAACUCAUGAUGACUGAAAAGGAAAAGGUUUCAGCUACAGUAUCGACUGAAAAGUAAAGUUAUUUUAGAGGCAAAGCAGGUUAUAACAUUUUGAUGAAAGAUUGAUGAGAUUACUAAAACAAAUGUUUUUAUUUCGAAUAAGGUACACCAAUGAUUCGUGCGCAAUAUUGUGAAGAAUGCACAUUAAGAAUGUAAAUAAUACAAACAUUCUAUUUAAAUAUUCAAGCCUCUCCUCUGUAAAUAUAA